Messenger RNA from Apis florea (little honeybee), 4353 nucleotides. It is a transcript of the gene CenB1A, whose product is annotated as Centaurin beta 1A. Gene Ontology annotation, cellular component: cytoplasm. The record is from RefSeq and is a predicted model, not a curated record. Lineage: Eukaryota; Metazoa; Arthropoda; Insecta; Hymenoptera; Apidae. Gene Ontology annotation, molecular function: GTPase activator activity; protein binding.
CUGUGUUUGACAGAAGAGAGGGGAAUGUGUUGUUCUUCGCGAAUGCGAACGGUUUAUGUUAAUAGUCUUUCCAAAUGAUUGUGCCGUUUGAUGGGAAAUAGUGAACGGAAAAAUUUCAAGAUUGCAGUUCGUCGGACGAAACUGCGCUUGAAAAUUCCGGGCAACGGAUAGUACAAAAUGAAGCCUUUAAUCGAAUUCGAAGAAUGUUUGCGAGACACGCCGAAGUUUCGAUCCUGCAUCGAAGAAGUAGAAGCAAAUGUUGAUUUACUUGAACAAAAGUUAGACAAGGUAUUAAAAAAUUGUAGUCAGAUGAUUGACACUGGGAAACUUUUUGUAGGACAUCAGAGCCAAUUUGCAAAUAGUCUCUGGGAAUUAUCUCUGUAUUUUAAUGAUGAUUCAGAGAUAAUGGCCUUACUGAACAAACUUAUUCAUGCUUUACAAGAAAUGAACAAGUUUCAUACUAUAUUAUUAGAUCAAGCAUCUAGAACUGUAAUUAAAGAUCUUAACUCAUUCGUUAAAAGUGAUAUCAAGAGGGUAAAAGAAUCUCGUCAUUAUUUCGAAAAAAUUUCUGCAGACUUAGAUAUAGCUUUAAACAGAAAUUCCCAAGUUCCAAAGUCCAGGCCUGCAGAAUAUGAAGAAACUUCGAACAUUUUAUCAGCUACCAGAUCCUGUUUCCGGCAUACUGCUUUAGAUUAUAUUCAUUCUUUAACAAUGAUACAGGCACGCAAACGACACGAAAUAUUGGGCACCUUGCAUAAUUACAUGAACGCGUGCAUUACUUAUUACCAUCAAGGUAGCGAUCUAGCACAAGAUUUAGAUCCAUUUUUAAAACAGCUCGGGGAUAAUUUAAUUAAAAUGAGAGCCGAUUCCGUAAAACUUGAAAAAGAAAUGGAAAAUCGGCAUAUUUACGUUACCAAUAGAGAUUUAAUACCUUCCCCGACACCUGGUAAUCCUAAGAUGGAAGGCUACCUCUUUAAACGUACUAGUAAUGCGUUUAAAACAUGGAACAGAAGAUGGUUUUGUCUAAGAGAUCAUCAAUUGGUUUAUAGAAAAAGAACUGGUGAUAAUGAUUAUACAAUUAUGGAAGAAGAUCUUCGUCUUUGCACUGUAAAACCAGUGGUUGACUGUGAUAGAAGAAAUUGUUUUGAAGUAUUAAGUCCUACAAAAAGUCACAUAUUACAAGCUGAUAGCGAAGAAGCUUAUUUAGCAUGGGUAACUGCCAUGCAACAAGCAAUUGGUGCUGCCAUUCAAAGAGGUAUGGGUGCUGGUACUAUAAUUAAUAUACGAGAAUCGCAAUCACAAAAUGUUAGAGGAUCAAACAGGCAGCAAACAAAACCUAAAUCAAGAGUAUGGGAACAAAUCUUAAAAAUUGCUGGAAACGAUACUUGCUGUGAUUGUGGUGGUGCUAAUCCAAGAUGGGCCAGUAUCAAUCUUGGAAUUACACUCUGCAUAGAAUGCUCUGGGGUGCAUAGAAGUUUAGGUGUUCAUUACAGUAAGGUUCGUUCAUUGACGUUAGAUGACUGGGAACCUGAAAUACUGAAAGUAAUGGCAGAGCUUGGAAACACUGUCGUGAAUAAUGUUUACGAAGCUUUACCAAUCCCCCCUAAUAUUAUUAGAGCUACUCCAAAGUGCAACGGAAAUAUACGUGAAGCUUGGAUAAGAGCAAAAUAUGUAGAACGCAAAUUCGUAAAACCUUUGAGCAAUAUGAUUUCAUCCGGACAACACGCAAGCCGCGAUAAGAUGCAUUUUCGUAAAUGGAGUGUCCGUAAAUUGCGCCGUCGACCGCGAAGUUGUGACAAAAUCGAUAAUACUAAUCGUAACAAAACAACGAUGCUAUCAUCUGUAAAAGAGGGUCAUCAUUCAACGAGUUCGGACGAGAGUAAACAUACAUCAAUCGAAAGUUUAAGUUCUGUCGAUAAAACGAAGAAAGUUGAAAGAAGUUCCUUAAGUUCUGAUGAUAGUACGAAUAUGGAUUUAAAGAAUGAGUCUACACUUUACGGGAAAAUCUUACCACGUUCUCGUAGCGACGCAAAUGAAAGUAAUCUUAAGACUAUCGAUAAUAAUAUGGAAUUUAACAUCGAAAAUGAACAUAAACUUUUAAUUCCUGAAAUCAAGGACAAUACAAUUGCCAUGAAUGAUUCAGAAAAUAAUCUAUCGAUAAAAAAUGAAGUGUCCUUAAACACAGAGAUUUCUGAUGUGAAAGAUGCGUUCGAGAAUAAAGAUGCAGAAACGGAAAAGCAAUGUAAAGUAGAAUCCGAUGUAUUGAUGUUCGGAUGUGAUUUACCAAAGCCAACGAUCGAUAAUAGCUUAGAGUUAAGUUCCGAUCAAGAUUCGACUGCUGGCGAGGAUGAAGAAUUCACAGAUGAAGAGGAUAUAGAAAAUUUGCAUCCUGAAAUGUUGCUUUAUAAAGCUGCUGCUGCGCAUAAUCUUCCUGUAAUGUGUGCAGCUUUAGCAUCUGGUGCUGAUAAAUCAUGGACAAAUGUUAAUGACAGAGGAAGAAAUGCUCUGCAUCAAGCAAUUAUAAGUGGUUCUGUGAUGUCUUGCGAAUAUCUAAUAUUAAAUGGAGCUCGUAUUAAUUGCCAAGAUGCUGAUGGAAAAACACCAUUAUACUUGGCCACAGAAUUAGGUCACACUGCCCAAGUAUGCUUGCUAUUAAAACAUCGCGCUGAUCAGCAUAUCGAGGAUGAAAGUGGUAUAAAACCUUUGUCCAUAGCUGUAAAAGAAGCUAAUGCGGACAUCGUUACAUUAUUAAGACUUGGUCUUUUAAACGAAGAAAUGAAAGAUUCUGAGAUUGGAAUUAGCGGUGAUGAAACUUUCAACGAUGUCGUUCGUGAUUUUAGCCAGUUAGCUUGUUCUCAUCCAGAACGAUUGCAACGACGAAAUGAAAGUAACAACGCGUCACAACCGCCUGAAUGAGGUUUAAGAAUGUGCAAAGUUUAUUUGCAAAAUCUUAAAAGCAUGCUACAACGUAAAGAGAAUAAGCAGUCUGGUACAUCGAAAAUGUCGUCUUUCAGUUCCUUGCAGGGUAAUAAAAUUGAUUAACGAAGUAAGUAUGAAGUUCGAAGCUUGACGAUAUAAUAAUUGAAACAAAAGAAAGAACCAUUGCGGAAGUUGUACACUUUUUACACUUUGAUCUCUGUGCGAAAAAAGAUUUAUUAAAAUUUAUUAGCAUUUUGUAUUUCUAUUAAAGAUAACACACAAAGCUAAAAGACUUUCACAUGUUUUGCGAAAGAAAAUAGAAAGAAGAAAGAAGAAAAUAUUAUAUUUUGCUUACACGCGAAAUUUAUGCUGUCUAAUGAUAAAGUAUUAAGAUGCCGAUCUUUUUGUAUAUUUUUCCUCCUCGUUUCCUCUAAAAUUUACAGAAAAUAAAGACACGGUAAUAAUUGUCGUGCAUGAUCCGUAUAUAUUUUAAAGAUGAUCUUACAAUUUAACGAACUUCACACAGACACUACAUAGUUAUAAAUGCAAUAUGAAAUUUAAAAUAAUUUUGCAAAUAUCUAUGACAAAAUAUAAGUUAUUAUUAUAUAUUAUUAUAUAGAUAUUUGUAUAUCGUUUAUGUGAUAUCCAGAAAAAAAUAUGAAAAAGUAGUUAUAAACUCUAUAGUAUGAAAAUUUGAUUACCAAUCGACACAUUUUCGAUAUAAUAUGAUCUAAUUCCAUGAUAUCCAUGGAACAACAAUUUUAUACAUAGAUAUAUCUGUUUUUAUAUACUUAAUAUUACCAGUAUUACGCACUGGUAUUGAACAAAUUCCUUUUUUCUUUUUUUUGUAUUUUUUUUUUCUUUUUUAGCUAAAAAUAGUAAUUGAAAUAGUGAAUUGUGACAUAGAUAUAUAGAAUAUUACAAUAUAGUUCAUAGAAUAGUUACAUUUAUAAAUAGCUGUAUACUAUAUUAGAUUACCAAAAUAGACUAACAAUGAUUCUAUAUAGUUCCGUACAAUAUAUACAUAUAUUAUAUAGUAUAUCGAAUUUGUUGCCAAAAAUUGAAUGUUUGUACAUACAAACUUGUACAUCUGACAAUUAUUUGACGUUAAUUCUCUAAAGAAAUAUUUUAUUUCCUAGGGUUAUUUAAAAUUAACAAUCAAAAGAUAUACAUAAAAAUACGUUUACAAUUUUUUUUGUAAUUCAAUCUUUCUUUUUUGCUAUGUUUUAUGCUAUUAUGCAACACACGUAAAUUAAUUUCCUUUCGUGAUUUGUACAACGAAUAAGUUAUACUUCUCUUUUUGUAUAUUUUAAUAUUAUACUAACACUACGUUGAACAGUAUUUAUGAAAAUUUUAUAGGAUAAUGCAUGAUUUUUAAUCUACUUAUACGUAAUAGAAAAAUGAAUUUAGAUAAGAAUUUGAGAAAAAAAAAAA